CGCUGAGCCGUCGGCGAUGCGGGGUGACGCGUUCGCAGCAACAGCGGAGGAGGAAGCGGAGGGAAGUUCCGCCGCGGGGCAGCCAUGGGGGGCUCGGGCAGCCACCUGCCCCGGGACUUGCUGGGCGAGUACCAGGAGCUGACCUUCCUGAGCAAGCAGGAGAUUCUACUGGCUCACCGGCGGUUCAGCGAGCUUCUGCCCAAAGAGGAGCGGGACCGCGGGUUCCUGAGCAGGUUACCCAGGAGCAAGAUUCUGACGCUGCCCGAGCUGCGGGCAAAUCCCUUCCGCCAUCGGAUCUGCCAGGUCUUCUCCACAGCUGAUGAUGGGGAGGGCAGCAUGUCCUUCGAGGACUUCCUUGACAUGCUGAGCGUCUUCAGUGACACGGCCACCCCAGAGAUCAAGUCUCAUUAUGCUUUCCGGAUCUUUGAUUUUGAUGACGACGGGACUCUGGACAAAAAGGAUUUGGAGAAUUUGGUGAACUGCCUGACUGGGGAAGGAGAAGAAAGCCGCCUGAACCCUGUGGAGAUGGACCAGCUCAUCCAGAACAUCCUGGAAGAGUCGGAUAUUGACAAGGACGGAACAAUCAACCUCUCUGAAUUCCAGCACAUCAUUUCACGCUCACCAGACUUCCCAAGUUCCUUCAAAAUUGUGCUGUGAGGCCCUGCCGUGUCUCCAGCUGCUUCUUGCCCGCUAGAAGCGGAUGUGACUCCUUUCAAAUCAAGUAGGAUGUAGGCAACUGCUCCAGCUGGAUAGGAGGCCAACAGUACACUUUCCUCCUACACACACUUUCUCGUGCCCUGAUCAGGCCCUCUUUACCUUGGGAGUCUGGCUGCUUGGGCCUUUGGUCCUCUGUUGAGGUAGGGGGUGGGUGGGGCUGCAUCGGGCUGGCAAUGAAGCGUGUCACUUGAAGAGGAGGAGAGCUGCCGCCAGAACCACCUGCCCCCCAGAGUCCUGGCCUUGCUGGGUCUGUUGCCCCGGGGUUUUGCUGUAGAUCAUCGCUCUGUGCCUUAACCUCACCUGUCGUGUUCGGUGCUAGCUUCUCUACCUUCCACUGUGGGGUUAUUUCUUACAAGUGAAGCCGGCACCGCUUCCCCUUUGUACAGCUUCAGUCCCGUGUGAUUUAAGGGCAUUCUUUUUCUAGAAGAGAAAAAAGUGUUGCCUGGGCAACUUGUUUUACACACUCACUUAUAACCCUGUCUGGCCUCUGCCCAUAACCCAAAAUACUAAUAAAGCUCAGGAGCUAAA
Eublepharis macularius is the source of this 1245-nucleotide messenger RNA. It is a transcript of the gene CIB1, whose product is annotated as calcium and integrin binding 1. The record is from RefSeq and is a predicted model, not a curated record. Lineage: Eukaryota; Metazoa; Chordata; Lepidosauria; Squamata; Eublepharidae. Gene Ontology annotation, molecular function: calcium ion binding. The coding region runs from base 85 to 657 and encodes 190 amino acids. The transcript has 7 exons.